Messenger RNA from Pomacea canaliculata, 3399 nucleotides. Its product is annotated as multiple epidermal growth factor-like domains protein 10. The record is from RefSeq and is a predicted model, not a curated record. Lineage: Eukaryota; Metazoa; Mollusca; Gastropoda; Architaenioglossa; Ampullariidae. Gene Ontology annotation, molecular function: scavenger receptor activity. The transcript has 24 exons. The coding region runs from base 77 to 2413 and encodes 778 amino acids.
CGCACGGCGCGAACCGUCAGUUGGAGAGAACAUCGCUGGCUGUGUGUAUAUCUCAAAGGUUUCAAACUGCAGAGCGAUGAGUGGCGAAGUUUUGAAGAAGAGCAUCGACUAUAACGACGAGGAAAGCUGGGAUGGAGGGAGCGACAAAGAUUCCACGCUCAAGGCUUUGAUGAAGGAACAGACCGAGUCAACAAAGGAGGUUACUCAGCCUGGAGGAAAACCAGAGCCAGCGUCUACAAUGGAGGAAGCAAAGAUAAUCAUGGCAGACUUUCUAGGAAAUGUGAAAACGAAAGUAAUCAGUACGAAUACCUUGAAGAUCAUCAUCGUGGUUCUGAGUGUCGCCUUAGUAGCAUCCUUCAUUGCGAUCGGGGUGAUAGCUUACCUGGUACAUACAAAAUGCGAAAGUAAGAAUCUGGAGUGUGAGAACUGUAUGAACAAGUCCUGUGAUGCUAAAACCAAGUUUUGCCUUCAAGGCUGCUUAGCUGGCUGGCAAGGGAGUAAGUGCAUGGAAGGCUGUUCACCUGGUUCCUAUGGUGUUGACUGCAAUAUGACUUGUGACCAGUGCAGAGAGGGCACACACUGUGACCCUGUUACAGGGCAGUGUCCUGAUGGCUGUCUGGACGGCUAUACGACAGGAAGAUGUGACAUACCAUGUCCUUCGGGUUCCUACGGAGCAUCGUGUAGCAAAUCCUGUGGUCACUGCACGAGUCUGGACACGUGUAACACCGUGACAGGAGUGUGCUCAUCUGGCUGUGAAGAUGGUUAUCAGGGACAUCACUGCAAUGAAAGUUGUUCCCCUGGUUCCUAUGGUGUUGACUGCAAUGCAACCUGUGGCCAUUGUAGAGAGGACACACACUGUGACCCUGUGACAGGCCAGUGUCCUGAUGGCUGUCUGGAUGGCUAUACGACAGGAAGAUGCGACAUGCCAUGUCCUUCGGGUUCCUAUGGAGCAUCGUGUAGCCAGUCAUGUGGUCACUGCACGAGUCUGGACACGUGUAACACCGUGACAGGAGUGUGCUCAGCUGGCUGUGAAGAUGGUUAUCAGGGACAUCACUGCAAUGACAGUUGUUCACCUGGUUCCUAUGGCAUUGACUGCAAUGCAACCUGUGGCCAGUGUAGGGAGGACACACACUGUGACCCUGUUACAGGGCAGUGUCCUGACGGCUGUCUGGAUGGCUAUACGUCAUGGAGAUGUGACAUGCCAUGUCCUUUCGGUACCCAUGGAGCAUCGUGUAGCCAGUUUUGUGGUCACUGUACAAGUCUGGAGACGUGCAGCAUCGUGACAGGAGUGUGUUCAGAUGGCUGUCAAGAAGGCUAUCGUGGAAUUUACUGCAAUGAAAGCUGCUCACCUGGUUCCUAUGGUGUUGACUGCAAUAUGACUUGUGGCCAGUGUAUUGAGGGCACACACUGUGACCCUGUCACAGGCCAGUGUCCUGAUGGCUGUCUGGAUGGCUAUAUGUCAGGGAGAUGCGACAUGCCUUGUCCUCUGGGUUCCUAUGGAGCAUCGUGUAGCCAGUCCUGUGGUCACUGUAAAAGUAUGGACGCAUGCAACAUAGUGACAGGAGUGUGCUCAACUGGCUGUGAAGAUGGUUAUCAGGGACAUCUCUGCAAUGACAGCUGUUCAUCAGGUUCCUACGGUCCUAACUGCAGUUUGACUUGUGGUCAGUGCAGACAAAUCACUGACUGUAACCACGUGACCGGGCAUUGCUCAGAUGGCUGUGUGCAUGGUUAUAUAACAGAAUAUUGCAACACAACAUGCCCUACCGGCUUCUAUGGAGCUUCGUGUCAGCAGUCAUGUGGUCACUGUACAAGUCUGGACACGUGCUACUACGUGACAGGAGUCUGUACCAAAGGUUGUUCCGACGGUUAUGAGGGAUCACUCUGCAAUGAAACAUGUCUACCUGGAAGAUAUGGUCCGGAGUGCGAAAAGCCUUGUGGUCAUUGUAAAGGUGGAGAUGUUUGUGACCCCGUGACCGGGAGAUGUCCGAACGGCUGUAACGAUGGGUUUCGACAAUUAAUAUGUAAUGACACGUGUUCCGCCGGAUCCUAUGGUUCCAACUGCAGCAAGGCAUGUGGACACUGCAAAAACAUGGGUACUUGUAACUACUUGACUGGAUUUUGCCCUUUCGGAUGUGAGGAUGGAUAUCAGUCCGACUUAUGUAAUGAAGACUGUCGUUCCGGUGCGUAUGGUCCUGGUUGCACACAGGUUUGCGGCCAUUGCAACAGGGAACUACCUGUGAUCAUGUCACAGGAGUGUGUCCCAAUGGUUGCCAGGCUGGAUACACCAACGACCAUUGUACACAAAACAAAACUCAGGAGUCACUCUGUCGGGCUCUCCUGCAGCUGCCUGUCUGACAGUCCUUGCAAUCAGUGUCCUCUGGUUUCUGUGAGCAGGGUGGAGAUACGAGACUAGACUUUUUUUUAUAAGAUUAAUAAAAGAAUAUUUGUCAGUUCAUGAGUGAUCAUGUGUGCAGCGCUUGUGAGACUUUUGAAAUAUUUACUUUGUACUGGAAACUAAAUUUUUAAAAGCGUAUUUAAUUUUACUGUAAUAUGUCGAUAAUUUUUCUGUAAUGAGAUUUGCCAUUUCUGAGCUGUUUUGAUUUUUGACAUCAAACAUGACUUUGAUGUUAAAUAUGUUGUCCGUUUUAUUGUUUUGACUUGCUUCUAAUACCAAAGAAUAUGUUGACAUGACCUCAUAUUGCAUGUAGUUUUCAGUCUGUUUUACCCUUUUGUUUUCAUUUUCUCUAAUAUUAAUAUUGUUCCGCAUAUUCUGAUAUAUUUGUAUGUUUUCUUUUAAUACCUGCAGUGUUCGAUCUGCUUUACUACUUAUUUUUCGGACUUAACGCUGAUAUUAAAAUUGUUCAGCAUAUUGUAUAUUGUUUAAAUUAAGAAUAUCUGAGUACCCAAGUUUUUUUUCCAAACUGUUGAAGAAUAUUCUAGUCAUUUAAAAACAUUUUAAGAUAUUAGAAAUCUAUUUAAAUGUUUUUGUUGUGCCAGAGUAAAAAAAAAACCUUCAUACUACUGAGACAAUGCAGGUGCUACUCUUGUUAUUAACUCUGCAAGAAACACAUGUAAUGACUGUUAGACAUUGUAGUGUUAACGGUCUUUCACCUGGAGGCAAGGGAAAAAUUCCUGGGGCAUGUCCUAAUCUGACCUUGCUCACCUCAUCUGAUCGUAGCCUGUACUACCCACCUUUUUCUAUCCGACUUUCAGAAUUUUUUUAUAUACCUUUUUUAAUUUGUGUCAAUGGUGUUUAUGCUUGAAUGUAUAAAAUAGGUUUUGGUCCUGCUGCUGAAUCAGCAGGGUUGUCCAUGGGACAUAUUUUUCUAUCCCAUCCCAUCCCGUCCAUGGCAUUAUGCCUGUCCAUCCCGUCCCAUCCCAGGGACGUUCCCAUGGGAU